Molecule: messenger RNA, 2780 nt
Organism: Colias croceus (clouded yellow)
Lineage: Eukaryota; Metazoa; Arthropoda; Insecta; Lepidoptera; Pieridae
Product: thrombospondin type-1 domain-containing protein 4-like
Exons: 17
Coding region: 378-2678 (766 amino acids)
Biological process (GO): extracellular matrix organization
Cellular component (GO): extracellular matrix
Molecular function (GO): metalloendopeptidase activity
Source: RefSeq, a predicted model, not a curated record
CGUGUUAGCGGACCAUCGCAGACGCAACGCGUGUCGCGUCAUAGAGAAAAGCCGGUAUUAUAGUACUUUAUACUAUUUCGAAUAUAAAAACGGAGCACUUCAUAAAACUAUAAAAAAUUUAGUUUCGGUUUUAAUCUACGACUAUAUUGGGAGUGAAGUGAUUUAUGAAAUUUUCAUGCAUUUCACAAUGCGGUCGUAAAACACCAAUUGAGAGGACAAUCAUGAUCAAUCGCGGUGUGACGUGAGCAGCGGAUAAAAAUGUUUUCAUGUGAUUCCUUUGAUAUAUUUAUAUUGGACACUUGUAUUAGAUUAGUUUGUGGACAGUAGCGUGCUAUGAUGGACAAUAAUAAUUCGUGAAUGUGAAUGAACUUUUUGAAAUGGCUCGUGCUAAACCUUGGAGUGAAAAACCCUUUUGGGUCGCAGCAGUAAUGCAAUUUGCAUUACUAACAACGGCUUCCAAUUUAACUGAGACCACGCAACCGCAGGCGCCAGAAAGGUCCGAGACUAGUCUAUACGCGUGGAGUUCCUGGGGUAGUUGGAGUGCUUGUUCUAGAACUUGCGGUGGAGGCGUCUCCUACCAGGAGAGGCAGUGUUUGCCAAGAAUUCCUAGUACAUUAAAUAGUACACUACCGACACCAGUUAUAACAGUGCGAGUUACUAGACAGGCACAGCCACAGGAUUGUGUGGGUAUGGCGAGGCGGUACCAUGAGUGUAAUACAAAGCCGUGUCCACAUAGUCUUCUUGACACGCGAGCAGAACAAUGUUCUUCCUACGACAGGAGACCUUUUCGGGGAAGAUUCUAUACAUGGGUGCCUUAUAUAGAUGGUGAUGCACCAUGCGUGUUAAACUGUCGACCCCUCGGCCACCAUUUCUACGCGUCAUUAUCUCUAGCAGCAGAUGGAACGCCGUGCACCAUGCAAGGGUUCAGAGCUAUCUGUGUGCAGGGCACGUGUAAGGCGGUGGGUCGCGAAGUGCUGUCCAUAGCGGGCACGCGCGAGGUGCGUUGCGGCCGGCGGCUGGUGUCCGGGCUGUUCGCACGGCCGCGGCUGCCCCUCGGCUACUCCUACAUCACGACCGUCCCGCAGGGCGCGUGCAGACUCAACGUGUCCGAGAUCGCGGCUAGCGAUAAUUAUAUAGCGUUGAAAAUAACAAAUGGGUCGUACAUUAUGAACGGGGAGUUUGCUGUGAGCGCACCAGGGACGUACGAAGCGGCUGGCGCUAGAUUUGUGUAUACGAGAAAUACUGGACUGGACUCUGUGUUCGCACUCGGUCCUUUACAAUAUCCUGUAGAUAUUAUGAUUCUCUAUACUCAGCCGAACCCGAGUAUCAAAUACGAGUACUUCACAGACGCAAUACCUGGUGAAAUCGAUAUUGAGUCAAUUACAAAAGCUAGUCCAGAAACUACACCAAAACAUAUUAGACGACAUCAUGGUCUGGACAAAUCGAGACAUCUUGGAUUCCCUAAAGAAACUUAUAAUGAUGGUAUUGGAGAAAAUAUUGUGGGUAAUCGGAAGUUCCUUUGGAAGAUCUUGUCGUAUACGCAAUGUUCUAGAAGUUGUGGAGGCGGCUUUCAGGUAGGAAAAUACCGUUGCGUAGAAGCAUCUUCCUCCGGAGAUAGAGAAGUAUCUCCCGCACAUUGCACUGGCUCAGUGCCCGCGAGCAAGCGCCGUAGAUGCGGCAAUUUGCAAUGUCCUCCAAGAUGGAGGGCUACUACUUGGUCGUCUUGUCCAGAGUGUGGACCAGCUAUGAGGACCAGAAUUGUGGGCUGCGUGCAGGACCAUUCGAAAGGGAUUACUAAGAUAAGCGACGCAAAAUGCCCUGCACCAAAGCCACCAACGACAGAAAUAUGCAACAUACCAGAUUGUAAUUCUGGUGGAAUCAGACAGAUUCAAACGAAACGAACGAAACCACAGGACCAAGUGGACACUUUUCGAGAUGCUCCUGUGUAUACGAUAACUGUUAACAGUUCUGAUUUAGACGUAGGACCGGAGUAUAGCUUUGCAACUGCUGGUUGGCUUUAUACGGACUGGUCUGAGUGCACAGGCUGGUGUGUAGGCGGCGGUAUACAAACUAGAGCAGUCCGAUGCGCUGAUCCUUCUGGAUGCACUCCGAGACAAGUUCCAGAACAUUCUAGAACAUGCUCACCCAAAGUGUCGUGUGAGCCGCAUGAAGGGCAGUGGUUUACAGGUGAUUGGUCGCCAUGUACUUCUUGCGGUGGUAAACAAAUACGAGGUGUAUUAUGUAUUGGUGGUUCUGGAAGACAUUUACGGGAUUCCGCGUGUAAACCACCGAAACCUGAGGCUGAAAGAUCGUGUGGUGGGGACUGUUCUCCCACAUGGUAUACUAGCGAUUGGGGACAGUGUAUAAGCAACUGUACCCUACACAUUGGGGUACAGCACCGCACCGUAGUGUGCGCCCGCAGCGAGGCCGCAGUGAACGACUCGCUGUGUGUCAGUGCGCGGCCGCAAGACACGCGCUCGUGCGCGCACAAGUGUGACAACGUACUGGCUAGUGAAUCCCAAAAAGUGGAGAUGACUUCAACCCAUAGGACUACGAUAGCGAUUCCCGAAGAAAAGGAUUGCGAAGACAAAUUGCGAAACUGCGCUCUCGUCGUCCAAGCCAGACUUUGCCAUUACAAGUACUACAUACAAAAUUGUUGUAAUUCAUGCAGUGGAUAGAAUAAUCUCAAUACUUUUACACAGAUUAGAAAAACUGACAAAGUACUCUUACAAUUUUAGGAAAAAAAAAAGAAACAAAAAUAUAUACAUUUAUUUAACUUA